UUCUAGAGAUAGGCAAAAGAGAAGGUUGAGGAAAAAAGGGCAUAAAAUCUAGGUAUAUAUUUACAUAAUCUGAUCCAGCGAUGCGAUAAUUACAGGGGGAGCAAACACCUUAAAAAUGGGUGUUGGAGAUCUCAGAAGUUGCUGUGUUUUCCUGAAAGUUUUGCAGUAAGAGAAAGAUUGGGAUUCGCUAACUAAAUUAAGCUCUGCAGCAGAUCAUAUCUUUCAAUUCUCACACACUUAUCACAAGAAAAAGAAGAAGACUUAUGGGUAGCAGUUAUUUUGGAGAGCCAAACUUGGGAAAUGAAAGAGGUGGACCUUCAAGGAAAGGCAAGAAGAGUAACUCAGACAAGCCUAAGCAACCCCAGAGAGGCCUUGGAGUUGCUCAAUUAGAGAAGAUCAGAUUACAUGGCCAACUGGGUACUAGCUACCAUCCUUCUCUUCAUGGCCCCUACCCCUCUAAUUUCAACCAGGAUGAUAUGAGAAUGCAGACAGUUUAUUCAUCAUCAUCUUCUUUCUCUUAUUCUUCUUCAUCUGCAGCUUCCUCAGCUUCCUAUGGUUUACAACCUAACAUCAUGAUGGGGCUAGGUGAUCAUUAUGAAAGAACAAACAUAACAUAUGGUGAUUCCCAACCAUCCACAGGAGCAAGUUGGAACUCCGGGAAUAGUUUCUUGGAGGCUCAAACUUUUUCACAGGCAGGCUCAACUAGACACCUUUUAAAUCUACAAGUUGAGGACACACAGCCAAAGAAGAGCAAGAAACAUAGGAGUGACUCGAUUGGCUCAACCAGCCAAAACUCUGAAUCAAGUGACAAUCAAGAACCAGAUUUGGAGCUCAGACUGUCCCUUUAAUCAGUCAUUAUCUUCCAAUCGAAUGCGCAGGUGUUCACACAAAUGCUUUUACGUACAAUGGGAAGUUCAUGAUUAUGAGCAGGUAAUGGAUUGAAGUAAUUUCAUUUGUAAGGGAUAUUGUGUAAUGAAAGAUAGGUUAACUUUAUGCAUAAACAAGUGAAAUUUUCUUCUUGUUCAUGAACUAUGAAAGAAAUGUGAAAGUGAUAGCUCUUAUAGUUUCUUGCCCUUUUCAUUUAGAUGCUUGCUAUCAGACAGCAUCUAACAUAUUAGUAACACGCUAAAGCUUUCUUGAAUGAAUCAAAUCUGAUUUACUGGAUUGAGGAA
This is a messenger RNA of Hevea brasiliensis (rubber tree), 1172 nucleotides long. Its product is annotated as protein SPEAR3. NCBI's taxonomy places the organism in Eukaryota, Viridiplantae, Streptophyta, Magnoliopsida, Malpighiales, Euphorbiaceae. The transcript has 5 exons. The record is from RefSeq and is a predicted model, not a curated record. Bases 264 to 848 code for a protein of 194 amino acids. Gene Ontology annotation, molecular function: DNA-binding transcription factor activity.